Strongyloides ratti is the source of this 222-nucleotide messenger RNA. RefSeq lists its product as hypothetical. The transcript is spliced from 2 exons. The record is from RefSeq and is a predicted model, not a curated record. The coding region runs from base 1 to 222 and encodes 73 amino acids. Lineage: Eukaryota; Metazoa; Nematoda; Chromadorea; Rhabditida; Strongyloididae.
AUGGGUUUUUGGCCGUACGGGGAAUUGCAACCCAAUGCCGCGAAACGUUCAUUAGUCCUUAUCUUGGGUAUUGUAGUUGGAUGUAAAUUGGUAACACACUAUUAUAAUCCAACUAAGGAAUAUGAACAAAAAAUAGCUGAUGGAAAACUUGAAUUAUUGAAAAAGUAUAGAAAAAUCCAUGAGGAAAGAUUAAAGCGUUGUGGUAAUUUAGAAACUUCUUAA